Plenodomus lingam JN3 is the source of this 216-nucleotide messenger RNA. RefSeq lists its product as uncharacterized. The record is from RefSeq and is a predicted model, not a curated record. Lineage: Eukaryota; Fungi; Ascomycota; Dothideomycetes; Pleosporales; Leptosphaeriaceae.
AUGUCCGCCCCAAACCCCGGCCGCCAGUCCCCCGAGCCCUCGCGCCAAUCCGACGACCAAACCGGUCAGACAGCACACAACAUGAAGUCCGGCGGCGGCCCAACCGAGGGCUCCGAGCAGAGCAGCGACAAUACCAAGGGUGCGCUGCCUAGCAAUCCCAAGGAACAGGUGCUGGACCAGCAUGCCAAGGAUGUCACGUCCAAGACUGUUGGUUAA